Messenger RNA from Drosophila hydei, 358 nucleotides. RefSeq names its product MIEF1 upstream open reading frame protein. Bases 109 to 315 code for a protein of 68 amino acids. The record is from RefSeq and is a predicted model, not a curated record. NCBI's taxonomy places the organism in Eukaryota, Metazoa, Arthropoda, Insecta, Diptera, Drosophilidae. The transcript is spliced from 2 exons.
UGUUUUAAUGUCAACGUCUAUGUGGCAACGCUUCUAUACGUGUUGUCUGGCAGCACCUUCUUUUGCCAUAUUUAAGAACAACAAACUCUUGUUAAAUUUUGGAAAAAUAUGUUAAAUCCCACCCGGCAGCAAGUGCUCCGGCUUUAUAAGCAUCUUAUCAAAUACGGCAAUCAUCUGAAGCUAACGGAUAAGAAUUAUUUUCUGGGCCGAGUGCGACACGAGUUCCGUGAAAAUAGGCAGCUAACAAGUGCUCAAGACAUUGAGUUUAAUUUUAAGCGUGGCGAGACAUUGCUGAAGAAAGGCCGCAUACUGUAGUAAUGCUCAAAUUACGUUCCUUAGCUGGUUCACUCUCCAGCAA